Poecilia latipinna (sailfin molly) is the source of this 774-nucleotide messenger RNA. RefSeq names its product epidermal growth factor receptor substrate 15-like 1. The record is from RefSeq and is a predicted model, not a curated record. The annotation marks the transcript as partial. Gene Ontology annotation, biological process: endocytosis; endosomal transport. The transcript has 5 exons. Lineage: Eukaryota; Metazoa; Chordata; Actinopteri; Cyprinodontiformes; Poeciliidae. Gene Ontology annotation, cellular component: cytoplasm; plasma membrane. Gene Ontology annotation, molecular function: protein binding; calcium ion binding.
CCUGAGGAGAAGAAUAAAUUUGACGGGAUUUUUGAAAGUCUGGCACCUGUCAACGGCCUUCUGUCAGGAGAGAAGGUCAGACCAGUCCUCAUCAAUUCCAAACUACCUCUAGAUGUCCUUGGCAAGGUUUGGGAUUUGAGUGACAUUGAUAAAGAUGGCCAUCUGGACAAGGACGAGUUUGCAGUGGCCAUGCACCUUGUGUAUCGGGCCUUAGAGAAGGAGCCGAUUCCCGCACUCCUCCCCUCUGCCCUCAUCCCUCCAUCAAAGAGGAAGAAGAGCCUCUGCUCAGUGCCAGGUCCUGUUCCUGGACUACCAGCCAGCCCCCCACCACUAAAAGACUCACUACAUUCCACACCCUCCCAUGGCAGCAUGACAUCACUCAACAGCACCGGCAGCCUGUCACCCAAACACACUCUCAAGUCAGGACCGCAUUCACUGAACUGGGUGGUGCCAUUGUCAGAACGUGGUCGCUAUGAUGACAUCUUUCUGAAGACGGACGCAGAUCUGGAUGGCUUUGUCAUUGGACAGGAAGUAAAGGAUAUCUUCAUUCAAUCUGGACUUUCUCAGAACAUCCUUGCACAUAUAUGGUCUUUGGCAGAUACAAGACAGAUAGGCAAACUGAACAGGGAGCAGUUUGCCCUUGCAAUGCACCUCAUCCAUCAGAAAGUAGGCAAGGGUAUUGACCCACCCCAAGUCCUCACUGUUGACAUGAUACCUCCGUCAGAGAGAGGAACUCCCAUACCUGUAAGUAAAUCACACAAAUUUUUCAUCUGA